Molecule: messenger RNA, 1485 nt
Organism: Sparassis crispa
Lineage: Eukaryota; Fungi; Basidiomycota; Agaricomycetes; Polyporales; Sparassidaceae
Exons: 2
Coding region: 1-1485 (494 amino acids)
Source: RefSeq, a predicted model, not a curated record
AUGCCGUUCAGCAAUGGCGGCGACGGUGAGCACGACCUACUAGACUCUGUUCUCAGAAACCCCUUCGCGGAACACUCGUACGACUCCUUCACCUCUGCUGUCAGGCCGAAACAGACGAAGCCAGCGGUCAGACGGCGCGGUUCAGAUGCUCCUUCCAGGGGUGAACACAACGAUCAUGAUCCUUGGGACAGCAGCCAUGCGAGAGCCAGGACGUUUGAUUUUGGUCCAGUGGCUAGCACCAGUCAUCAUCCUCUGGUAGGGAGCCUGUGGUUCGGCUCUGACAAUCUUGGGAUCUCAGCGGAGGAUGCGACGCGUCCCCAUUUGAGGCGCCUGCUGAGUGACAUUGAGGUUCCACCUUUUGGCUCUGAAGUAGACGAUGCGCAGUCAAGGGUUGAUACCCCAUUGUCCAGAGAGAUGGAGAAGGAGGUUAUUGUCCAUGAAGUCUUACCGAAAGACUCUCUCGCCGGGGUUGCUCUGAAGUAUGGCAUCACUCUAGCGGAUCUUCGCAGAGUAAACCAACUCUGGGCCUCCGAUUCCAUUCAUUUGCGCAAGGUACUCUAUAUACCUCUAGACAAAGCACGUCGAGCGAAAGAGUUCAGACCCGAUCUGAUAGACCUCUAUGACGACUCUGACCUGUCCUCCGGACAACCUCCUGAUGCAGCAGAGGAUGGUGUCACAGGCCAGACGAGACCUAAACAACUGAAUCAACCCACAAUUCUCCGUGUUCCCAUUUCCCAGCUCUCGUUCUUCCCACCACCAUCGACACCGAGGACCUCAGUCGAAUCUCGAUUUCCUUCUAACAAAUCCCGCACCAUCUUGCACCCUAGGAGCGCAACCGUCAGUAGUACCGCAGUCCCCCCGGUCUUCUCUGCGUCCCCCUUCGGAUCGUCGUCCUCGUCUCCUGCCCCGGGUUUCCUCUCACAUACCCGAUCCCGAACGCACAACUCGAGUACUCUCUUCAACGUUCCUUCCAUCCGCGCGAACAAAAGUAAUGUGAUCGCACGCGUAUCGUUCGAAUCCUCUAGCGUAUCGGUGUCAACGCCGAGCGACGAGCCAGAGUGGGGACACGAGAUGGACGACAUCAGUCAUUUCCCUUCGCCUGCGGCAAGCAGUGGUAAAGCCGUCUCCGAAGAAGAUCCGUACGCACGGUUGACCCUUCUUCCCAACUCUGCAUCAGGCAUCGCUACGGCAGGGAGCUCAGCGACCAGAAGCAAUCGCCGCGGUGGCCGAGAUAACAGUAUAGAACUAUCGCCGUUCCCUGAGACCCGCUCGAGCCCUGUCGCUCGCACACCUACUCUUCGUCGCGGCGAUAGGCCUGCAGCUCCGUCUGCGACUCUUGCUUCUUACCUCCCCUCCGCGGCGUACAUGACUCCAGAUCGUGCAUCAUUAACUUCGCAAUCACAGGCCGCCGUGCGUACAGCCCAGUUGGAACCCUCUCCGGUCAUGCAGUUGCCAUUGAGAACGGGACAAUCGAAGUCGCGGUAG